GAAAGAGAAAGAGAGAGACUUUGAUUGUGAGAUGAGGGCACUGUGGAGUCACUUGAGUGUCAUUUCCAGUUGCAAGCUUUCUCCGAGAAUCAGGACAAUACCCUCAGCAAACUUGACUUCAAAUCGGAAUUUCUCACCCAUCUCUUCUACUGAAGACCCCGAGCUCAGUGAUUUUGUGGCGUUUUUAGAAUCUCUCAAGAACUAUGAGAAAUCAGGUGUGCCAAAAGGAGCUGGAACUGAUUCUAGUGAUGGGUUCGAUCUCGGUCGAAUGAAACGUCUCAUGCUUCGCCUCCGUAAUCCUCAUUCCAAUUACAAGGUAGUUCAUGUGGCUGGAACUAAGGGAAAAGGGUCAACUUCUGCUUUUCUCUCUAAUAUCUUACGUGCUGGAGGAUAUUCAGUUGGUUGUUAUUCUAGCCCACAUAUUCUGAGUAUCAAAGAACGUAUUUCCUGUAAUGGAGAUCCUGUCUCUGCUUCCACUCUUAAUGAUCAUUUCUAUUCAAUUAAACCGGUUCUCGAUCAGUCAAUCAAAGAGGAAAAUGGUUCUUUGAGUCAUUUUGAGAUUCUCACUGGAAUAGCCUUUUCAUUAUUUGAGAAAGAAAAUGUUGAUAUUGCAGUUAUAGAGGCUGGGCUAGGAGGAGCUCGAGAUGCUACAAAUUUCAUUGAAAGUUCAAAUCUUGCUGCUUCGGUCAUAACAACGAUAGGUGAGGAACACAUGGCUGCACUCGGAGGUUCCUUGGAAAGUAUAGCUGAGGCCAAAUCUGGAAUUAUUAAACACGGUCGUCCAGUGGUUUUAGGUGGGCCGUUUGUUCCUCAUAUCGAAGACAUUCUUCGUUCUAAAGCAGCAUCAAUGUCUUCAUCGGUUAUUUUGGCUUCUGAUAUUGGAUCUAGUUCUUCAAUGAAAGGUAUCAUCAACAAAGAUGGGAUCGGGCUUUGUGAGUCCUGUGACAUCGUAAUACAACGCGAGAAAGAUGAUAAACCAAUUGUUGAGCUUAGUGAUGUAAAUCUGCGCAUGCUUGGACAUCACCAGCUCCAAAAUGCUGUUACUGCCACAUGUACGUCUCUUUGCCUUCGCGAUCAAGGAUGGUGGAAAGUGACAGAUGAAGUAAUUAGGGAUGGCUUAGAGAAUACUCGUUUACUUGGGAGAAGUCAGUUUUUGACACCAAAAGAAGCAGAGACUUUACAGUUGCCUGGAGCAACAGUGCUUCUUGAUGGAGCUCACACCAAAGAAUCAGCGCGAGCUCUAAAGGAGAUGAUAAAGAGGGAUUUUGCAGAAAAGAGAUUGGUGUUUGUGGUUGCAAUGGCUAGCGACAAAGAUCAGGUGUCUUUUGCAAAAGAACUUCUCACAGGUCUAAAGCCAGAAGCAGUGGUUCUAACAGAAGCAGACAUUGGUGGAGGUAAAGUUAGAUCAACAGCGUGUUCAGUUUUGAAGGAAUCAUGGAUAAAAGCUGCUGAAGAGUUAGGUUUAGAGUCUAUGGAAGCCUCAGAAAAUAAAACUGUGUUUGGUUCCUUAAAGCUUGCCUAUAAGAUUCUCAACGAUGACACAAGCGGUAGUGACACAGGAAUGGUUAUAGUCACGGGUUCACUUCACAUUGUAUCUUCAGUCUUAGCUUCUCUUCAACAUUAAAUCACCUUCUUUCUCCUUUUAUGUUAUGCUUAUAAUUAUCUUUGUAAAAACUCAGUUGAUGUGUUAUUUAAACCAAAUAAAUCGUUUUGGAUCUUCAUGACC
Molecule: messenger RNA, 1726 nt
Organism: Capsella rubella
Lineage: Eukaryota; Viridiplantae; Streptophyta; Magnoliopsida; Brassicales; Brassicaceae
Product: dihydrofolate synthetase
Exons: 9
Coding region: 32-1624 (530 amino acids)
Biological process (GO): tetrahydrofolylpolyglutamate biosynthetic process
Cellular component (GO): mitochondrion; cytosol; cytoplasm
Molecular function (GO): tetrahydrofolylpolyglutamate synthase activity; ATP binding
Source: RefSeq, a predicted model, not a curated record